AGUAAACGUAGUCUCGGAAAUUGAUACGAUAUGCUGUUCCUAGGUCCGUGUGCAGCUUUUUUUUCUGAAGUCCGGACGUUUCGACCAUACUCCACACAUUGACAGUUUAUCUUUUUCCUGUUAUAUCUGUUCGUAAUUGUAACUGUAUCAAUUAGACUUUGGAAUUGGGUGUCUGAAGUCCCAAAUCUAGCAAUCUCAGGGUGCAGAAUUGAGAAAAAAUUCUACUCAUCAUGUCGGUGACAUUGCAUACGAACGUGGGGGAAAUCAAGUGCGAAAUUUUAUGUGAUGAAGUUCCUAAGGCUGCUGAGAAUUUUCUUGCGCUCUGUGCCAGUGGAUAUUACGAUGGCACAAUCUUUCACAGGAACAUCAAGGGUUUUAUGAUUCAAGGUGGAGAUCCCACUGGAACCGGGCGAGGCGGCACCAGCAUAUGGGGACGCAAGUUUAACGAUGAAAUCCGUGAAUCUUUGAAACAUAAUGCCAGAGGUGUUCUGUCGAUGGCCAACAGUGGACCGAAUACAAAUGGAAGUCAGUUCUUUAUGACCUACGGAAAGCAGCCUCACCUUAAUGGACUCUACACGAUCUUUGGUCGUGUUAUUCACGGAUUUGAAGUCCUGGACGUGAUGGAAAAGACACCGACAGGAGCAGGUGAUAAGCCUCUUGCAGAAAUUCGCUUAAACCGGGUGACGAUACAUGCCAAUCCUUUAGCUGGGUAGUGACAAUGUCUGCAUUGCUUCCUUCGCACAUUUUUAGUAGUUUUAAACUGUGGUUAGGCUACAUUGGACACAUGACACAUUAUAGUUGUGUUUUCCCCAGGCAUAUGGAGUGACAUCUACACUGAGCCUUAUGCUUGGCUUAUGUAUAUGUUGAAACCAUAAUUUUUUAAAUCUAGAAUUGUUAUAACACAUUCAACUUUUUACUGA
This is a messenger RNA of Physcomitrium patens, 920 nucleotides long. Its product is annotated as peptidyl-prolyl cis-trans isomerase CYP18-1. Lineage: Eukaryota; Viridiplantae; Streptophyta; Bryopsida; Funariales; Funariaceae. Gene Ontology annotation, cellular component: catalytic step 2 spliceosome. Gene Ontology annotation, molecular function: peptidyl-prolyl cis-trans isomerase activity. The record is from RefSeq and is a predicted model, not a curated record. Gene Ontology annotation, biological process: protein folding; protein peptidyl-prolyl isomerization.